This is a messenger RNA of Spirodela intermedia, 201 nucleotides long. The record is from the annotation of a GenBank genome assembly. Lineage: Eukaryota; Viridiplantae; Streptophyta; Magnoliopsida; Alismatales; Araceae.
AUGGGCUCCCUGGGCAUCACCCACUCCGGCGCCAUGUAUCCCUGCGUGCCCUUCACCCCCGAGCAGCUGAAGCGGUCCUCCUUGGUGAGCUUCGCCAUGCCGAAGUCGGAGACCUUGGGACAGAAGUCCCCGUCCAGGAGGAUGUUCUCCGGCUUGAUGUCCCUGUGCAGCACCCACUCGAGGCACUCCUCGUGGAGGUAG